Loa loa (African eye worm) is the source of this 159-nucleotide messenger RNA. RefSeq lists its product as hypothetical. Bases 1 to 159 code for a protein of 52 amino acids. The record is from RefSeq and is a predicted model, not a curated record. The transcript has a single exon. Lineage: Eukaryota; Metazoa; Nematoda; Chromadorea; Rhabditida; Onchocercidae.
AUGUGUACAGGAAAUAAAGCAAUAGCAGAUACAUACAACAUACACAUGCACACGCAGACAACAAACACAUACAAACACACACACACAGAUACAUACACACACACACACACACACACACACAUACACGAACACACAAUGAAACGACCGACUACCUGGUAA